AUGAGCAAGACAAUAUCCAUUAGCUCUUCGGAGCAGCUUGGAACAGUCUUUGGAUCGACUCCGAUUGUCGUCGCCAACAUAUAUUCCGAGUUGUCUGAGCUCAGUAGUCAAUUAUCCGCUGUUUACGAAUCCCUCUCCAACUCCCUUUCGCGCGCCGGCCGAAUUUCCUUCGUCAAAAUCGAUUUCGAUAAAAAUGCCGACCUCGCCAAGAGCCACGGCGUCACCAAGGCCCCCAGCUUUCUGAUUUUCCGUGACGGCAAGGUCAGGGACAAGGCUCAGGGUACCAACCCCCUCGAACUGAAAAAGUUUGCCGAGAAGAUUGCCAAGGAGGCCCAGGCCCUCGAGUCGGGCUCCAGCAGCGCCGCCGCGUCCGGCUGGAGAGGAGCAGAGCUGCCUCGCGGCUAUAGCGAUAUUACGGACCAGGUUGAGAUCAGAGACUGCGAGGUCCUGAACGCCGACGAUGGGGCUGGGACCGUUCGCACUCUGUUUGAUACUGCGAAACCCAGUGGUCUUGACAAGGGCAAGAGCACAGCUAGCUCGGCCAAGGAUUGGGUGCAAAGCGGUGCGGAUGACCAACUGCUCCUCUACAUUCCCUUCCAGUCUACCGUCAAGUUACACACAAUUCAGCUGACUUCGUUGCCCUCGGCUGACGACGAGGGCGAAGUUUCGAGACCCCACGUCAUUCACCUUUUCAUCAACCGUCCGCAAAACAUGGACUUUGCCGAAGCCGACGACUCAGAGCCGACUCAGGUCAUCAACCUCAGCUCUGACGACUGGAAUGAGGAUGGAACUGCCAACAUCCCCUUGCGCUUUGUCAAAUUCCAGAAGACCUCGACGGUCAUCAUAUACGUGCAGCAGGGCGAUGGCGAGGCAGAGUCUGUUCGUCUAGACAGGGUGAAGCUGAUUGGCGAAGCUGGCGCAAAGCGGGAAUUGGGCAACCUCCAAAAGGUUGGAGACGAGGAAUAA
This is a messenger RNA of Beauveria bassiana ARSEF 2860, 966 nucleotides long. Its product is annotated as thioredoxin-like protein. The record is from RefSeq and is a predicted model, not a curated record. The transcript has 3 exons. The coding region runs from base 1 to 966 and encodes 321 amino acids. Lineage: Eukaryota; Fungi; Ascomycota; Sordariomycetes; Hypocreales; Cordycipitaceae.